This is a messenger RNA of Corythoichthys intestinalis (scribbled pipefish), 3562 nucleotides long. It is a transcript of the gene lrrn1, whose product is annotated as leucine rich repeat neuronal 1. The record is from RefSeq and is a predicted model, not a curated record. The transcript is spliced from 2 exons. Lineage: Eukaryota; Metazoa; Chordata; Actinopteri; Syngnathiformes; Syngnathidae. Gene Ontology annotation, molecular function: protein binding. The coding region runs from base 451 to 2604 and encodes 717 amino acids. Gene Ontology annotation, cellular component: extracellular matrix.
UUCAACUGUUGGCGGAGAGGAGCACCACCAGCGAGGCGACAAAUUCUUCAGUGGAAGCUAGCAGCAGGUUGGCCAUCUCUCCUUCCGCAGACCGCCAUGCAGCAAUGGGACUGAUCUUAUGGGACACACACGCAUAUCGCUGUGAGCAGACCAGUCGUCAAUAGCAGAGGAGCAACGAGAUAACGGAAUACAUGUUUAGUGAUGCUUUUGUUGUGACGAGGCAAUAACAGUCGUUAUUUUGGUUCUUCCGUGGCUACACCUUGCCCUUUUUGGAGGAAGGAAAUGACAACAAGAACAUUCAACUACAUAAUCCUGCUAUCCAAGACAUCAGUUGGCCUCACCUCCUGGCACUUUUACUCGACUCAAAUACAUAUUGAGUGAAGGUCUGGUUGAUGACUGUUAGUUACUCUCUUCAAAAGUCAUCUGUCCCUCUUCCUGUCCUCCUAUAGCAUGGCUAGAUGGAGGUUAUGGUGCUUUGGUCUAGGCCAGAUGUUUGCUGUCCUGAUUGUGGUAUCAACAAGUAUAUCCCUUGUACAAAGUAAUGACUGUCCCCAGCUGUGUGUGUGUGAGAUCAGACCCUGGUUCACGCCACAGUCAACAUACAGAGAAGCAAUCACUGUGGAUUGUAAUGACCUGCACCUGACACGCAUCCCUGGAAACCUCUCGACUGAUACUCAGGUUCUAUUGCUGCAAAGCAACUACAUUGCCAGGACCAGUGAAGAGCUGGAGCAGCUUUUCAACCUCACAGAGUUGGACCUAUCCCAGAACAACUUCAGUAACAUUCGUGAUGUUGGCCUCACAAAUAUGUCACAGCUCACAACACUUCAUUUAGAAGAGAAUCAGAUUACGGAAAUGCCUGAUUAUUGUCUACAGGACCUCAGCAACCUGCAGGAACUCUACAUUAACCACAAUCAGAUUAAUACUAUUUAUGACAACGCUUUCUCUGGACUCCACAAUUUGCUAAGGCUUCACCUUAACUCCAAUAAGCUCACAACAAUCAGCAGCCAGUGGUUUGAAUCAACACCCAAUCUAGAGAUCCUUAUGAUUGGGGAAAAUCCUGUUCGUGGAAUUGUUGAUUUUAACUUCAAGCCUCUUGGCAACCUGAGGAGCUUGGUUUUGGCAGGUAUGGAUUUGACAGACAUCCCAGGAAAUGCCUUUGUGGGCCUGGACAACCUAGAAAGUCUCUCUUUCUAUGAUAAUAGGUUAGUGAGAGUUCCCCAAAAAGCUCUUCAAAAACUGCCUAACCUCAAGUUCUUGGAUUUAAACAAAAAUCCAGUGCACAAGAUUCAGGAGGGAGAUUUCAAGAACAUGUUGAAGCUAAAGGAGCUAGGGGUCAACAACAUGGACGAGUUGGUUUCUAUCGAUCGGUAUGCUCUGGAUAAUCUUCCUGAACUCACUAAGCUGGAGGCAACGAACAAUCAUAAGUUCUCUUACAUCAACAGUCACGCCUUCCGUGAUGCCCCAGCUUUGGAGAGUUUAAUGUUGAACAACAACGCACUGAAUGCCCUCUAUCAAUCCACCAUGGAUUCUCUUCCCAACCUCCGUGAAAUCAGCAUCCACAGCAACCCCUUUCGUUGUGACUGCACCAUCCAAUGGAUGAGCACCAACAAAACUACCGUCCGUUUCAUGGAACCGUUAUCAAUGUUUUGUUCCAUGCCGAUGGAAGUCAGGGGUAAGCACGUCCAGGAUGUUGUGCAAAAUAACCUAGCAAAUCAAUGCUUGCCAAUGAUUAGCCAUGAUACAUUUCCCACAUACCUCAACGUAGACAUUGGCACCAGUCUAGACUUGGACUGCAGAGCCAUGUCGCAGCCUUGGCCAGAAAUCUAUUGGGUGACACCAACAGGGGCCAAGAUCAUGAUAGACAGCUUAUCUGAUAAAUACAGCCUCAGCAGUGAAGGUACAUUGAGGAUUUCACACAUUCAGGUUGAAGACUCUGGCAGGUACACCUGUGUGGCUCAGAAUUCCCAGGGAGCCGACACAAGAGUGACAUCCAUACGCGUGAACGGCACUCUGCUAGACAACACUCAGUUUAUGAAAAUUUCUGUCAAACGGGCGGAUUCCAACUCAAUUCUGGUCUCCUGGAAAGUAAACUCCAAUGUAAUGACUUCUGACCUUAAGUGGUCGUCUGCCACCAUGAAAAUAGACAACCCACAUAUUACGUACACUGCCAAGGUUCCUGUAGAUGUUCAUGAGUAUAACCUCACUCAUUUACAACCUGCGACCGAGUAUGAAGUUUGCCUCACUGUCUCUAACAUCCACCAACAAACACAGAAGUCAUGCGUGAAUGUAACGACAGAACAAGCAACCUUCGCCGUGGAAGUGUCUGAUCAAGCGACCAACGUGGCUCUGGCAGCAGUUAUGGGGACAAUUUUAGCAAUCAUCAGUUUGACAUCCCUGAGUGUAUACAUUGCCAAGCGCUGGAAAAGGAAAAACUAUCAUCAUUCCCUGAAAAAGUACAUGCAGAAAACCUCAUCCAUACCGUUGAAUGAGCUGUACCCCCCUCUUAUCAACCUGUGGGAGGCUGAUAGUGAAAAAGAAAAAGAAGGCUCCUCUGAGAGCAAACCUAGCCAGGUGGACACAACACGCAGCUACUACAUGUGGUGAGAGUAAUCACUCAUAUUUUGAGAGACUUGUCAGAAGCACAUAAUGAAUAUGUGCAUGUACAAGACAACUACCUUAUAUUUUUCAUGCUUUUUUGUUUUUUUUCUUACAGACUUCAGCUCCUAAGUUAAACAUUUUGUCUUUUGAACUACUGUCUAUUUUGACAGACACUGGCAGCUUUCUUUGUUUCACGAAUUAAUGUAGACACUUUGUUUUAUUUAUAGCAUGAGUAUUGUCACAGAUUCAGUAGAUGUGCUAAUUCCACACAUUUCAUCUUCUUUCUCUAGCAGGAGUGUAAAGGUGCAAUCAUUCUCAUGUAAAUCAGUUUUACUAAUGACUAUUGUGCACUGGAAUAUAUCCAAUGACUUGUCUAUGAAUCAAAUGUAAGCUGACGAAGUACGUUUAGACUUUAUAUACUGUCUAUUGGAUAAUGUUAGCUAUUUCUAUGUAAUGUUGUAUCAACGAUUCCAUUUACUUUUUGUACAUUGAUAAUCACGUUUGAUUUAGACUUUGUUUGCGGUGCAACUGCCGUAAACCAGCAAUAGAAUCAUGAAUGUUCUAAAAUAGAUGAAUUAAUGUAAGGCUUUCUACAUUUCUUUAAUACUUUUUAUCUUGCUAGAAUAUACUGUAUCUACAAUCACAUGCUUACUGUUGUUUACACUCAAUGUGUUUAUUGAAAAACUAAUUAAAAAAAUGUUUCAUCUUAUAUUUCAACCCAUGAUUUCGACAUAUUUUUUCUGCAUGCACCACACCGUGCGUAGGUUAUAGGGGUACAGUGGUUUUAAUGUGCAGUACAAUGUAUAUUGUAUUCUCUGUAAGGAUACAUAAAGGUAGCAAGUAAAGGUUUAAAUGCUGCAAACAUCGCUGAUAUGUAUUUAUCUAAGAUAAUGAAAACGCACAUUGCAGUGUGUUGGCCUCUCAAUAAUCUAAGCGUAUUUAAAAAUCCUAGCCAAUACAUUCU